AUGCUGUUCAGCCUGGCCAAGGUGGACAGAUCCUGGCCAGACGCCCAUCUGCGAGCGCUCCCGCCAUGGUCCUACCUGCCUGGCCCACCUGGGCUCCAUCCCUGUGCUCUGCCUGUCUGUGACCAGUGGCCUUGUGCUCCCAGAGCCAUGAAUGACAUUGGUGACUACGUGGGCUCCAACCUGGAGAUAUCCUGGCUCCCUAACCUGGACGGCCUGAUGGCUGGCUACGCCCGCAACUUCCGGCCUGGCAUUGGAGGCCCCCCCGUGAACGUAGCCCUAGCCCUGGAGGUGGCCAGCAUCGACCAUAUCUCGGAGGCCAACAUGGAGUACACCAUGACAGUGUUUCUGCACCAGAGCUGGAGGGACAGCAGGCUCUCCUACAACCACACCAACGAGACCCUGGGCCUGGACAGCCGCUUCGUGGACAGGCUCUGGCUGCCUGACACCUUCAUUGUGAACGCCAAGUCUGCCUGGUUUCAUGACGUGACCGUGGAGAACAAGCUUAUCCGACUGCAGCCCGAUGGGGUGGUCCUGUACAGCAUCCGGAUCACCUCCACAGUGGCCUGUGAUAUGGACCUGGCCAAGUACCCCAUGGACGAGCAGGAGUGCAUGCUGGACCUGGAAAGCUAUGGAUACUCCUCUGAGGACAUUGUCUACUACUGGUCAGAGAGCCAGGAGCAGAUCCACGGGCUGGACAAGCUGCAGUUGGCUCAGUUCACGAUCACCAGCUACCGUUUCACCACCGAGCUGGUGAACUCCAAGUCAGCCGGCCAGUUCCCCCGCCUUAGCCUGCACUUCCACUUGCGGAGGAACCGUGGCGUCUACAUCAUCCAGUCCUACAUGCCCUCUGUCCUCCUGGUCGCCAUGUCCUGGGUCUCCUUCUGGAUCAGCCAGGCCGCGGUGCCCGCCCGGGUGUCCCUGGGCAUCACCACCGUGUUGACCAUGACCACGCUGAUGGUCAGCGCCCGGUCUUCCCUGCCACGGGCAUCUGCAAUCAAGGCACUGGAUGUCUACUUCUGGAUCUGCUACGUCUUUGUGUUUGCCGCCCUGGUGGAGUAUGCCUUCGCCCACUUCAACGCCGAUUACAGGAAGAAGCAGAAGGCCAAGGCCAAGGUCAAGGUCACGAAGCCAAGGGCAGAGAUGGACGUGAGGAAUGCCAUCGUCCUCUUCUCCCUCUCUGCCGCCGGCGUCACCCAGGAACUGGCCGUCUCCCGCCGACAGUGCCGUGUCCCUGGGAACCUCAUGGGCUCCUACAGGUCGGUGGAGGUGGAGACGGGGGAGACAAAGAAGGAAGGGGGGUCUCGCCCCGGGAGCCAGGGGGCCAUCUGCGCCAGAUUCAAGCCCAUCGACGCGGACACCAUCGACAUCUAUGCCCGAGCAGUGUUCCCCGCGGCGUUUGCGGCCGUCAAUAUCAUCUACUGGGCGGCAUAUGCCAUGUGAGGGGGCGCUCGGCCCUGCACCUGUCCUGCUGUUGGGUGGUGGCUGCCCAGAGACUCCUGGGAGAAAGGGUCCUCGAGUGGGCCUGCCCUCUCUGCGUGCUUCAAAGCAAGUGACAAUUGGCUGCAGAAACAGGAGGGUGCCUCAACCUCUCUGAGCUCUGACCCAGCUGUGCCCCAGAGA
Carlito syrichta (Philippine tarsier) is the source of this 1620-nucleotide messenger RNA. RefSeq names its product gamma-aminobutyric acid type A receptor delta subunit (gene GABRD). The transcript is spliced from 9 exons. The record is from RefSeq and is a predicted model, not a curated record. Gene Ontology annotation, molecular function: extracellular ligand-gated monoatomic ion channel activity; neurotransmitter receptor activity; GABA-A receptor activity. Gene Ontology annotation, cellular component: synapse; neuron projection; GABA-A receptor complex. NCBI's taxonomy places the organism in Eukaryota, Metazoa, Chordata, Mammalia, Primates, Tarsiidae. The coding region runs from base 1 to 1440 and encodes 479 amino acids. Gene Ontology annotation, biological process: signal transduction; regulation of membrane potential; chemical synaptic transmission.